GGCGGGGCGUUGGGCCGGAAGCCAGGCUGGGCCACGUCUUCAGGGUCUGAGUAAGCUGGUUUGGUGCGCACUCCGCGGCGGCUGCUCGAAUGUGGAGAGGACGUCUCUGCUCCGGUACUAGACAUGGAUCUAGAGGCUGUUUCUAAACGCUCCGCAUUCCAUGCCAAGCCCCAGGGGCUCAUUCUCCAGUAUGGGACUGCUGGGUUUCGGACAAAUGCCCAGCAUCUCGACCAUAUCAUGUUUCGAAUGGGAUUACUAGCUGUCCUGAGGUCAAAGCAGACAAAAUCCACCAUUGGAGUCAUGGUUACGGCCUCCCACAAUCCCGAGGAAGACAAUGGUGUGAAAUUGAUUGAUCCUAUGGGGGAAAUGUUGGCCCCGUCCUGGGAGGAGCAUGCUACCUGUCUGGCCAGUGCUGAGGAGCAGGAUAUGCCUCAGGUGCUUACCACCAUCGUGGAGAAAGAAGCAGUGGAUCUGCAGCAGCCCGCCUUCGUAGUUAUUGGUAGAGACACCAGGCCCAGCAGUGAGAAACUUUCACAGUCUGUACUAGAUGGUGUGACUGUCUUAGGAGGCCAAUUUUAUGAUUAUGGCCUGUUGACUACGCCUCAGCUACAUUACAUGGUGUAUUGUCGGAAUUCCGGAGGCCGGUAUGGAAAGGCAACCAUAGAAGGCUACUGCCAGAAACUCUCCAAGGCUUUUGUAGAACUUACCAAACAGGCUUCCUGCAGUGGAGAUGAAAACAGAUCGGUUAAGGUUGACUGUGCGAAUGGCAUAGGGGCCUUGAAGCUAAAAGAAAUGGCGCACUACUUCUCCCAGGGCCUGUCGGUCCAGCUGUUUAAUGACGGGACUGCAGGGAGGCUCAACCACCUGUGUGGUGCUGACUUCGUGAAGAGUCAUCAGAAACCCCCACAGGGAAUGGAAAUGCAGUCCAACGAAAGAUACUGCUCCUUCGACGGGGAUGCAGACCGAAUCGUGUAUUACUACUGUGAUGCAGACGGUCGCUUUCAUCUCAUAGAUGGAGACAAGAUAGCCACCUUAAUUAGCAGCUUCCUUAAGGAGCUGCUGUUGGAGAUUGGAGAAAGCCUGACUAUUGGUGUUGUACAGACUGCAUAUGCUAAUGGGAGCUCCACAAGAUACCUUGAAGAAGUUAUGAAGGUACCUGUUUAUUGCACCAAAACUGGUGUCAAGCAUUUGCAUCACAAGGCUCAAGAGUUUGACAUUGGAGUUUACUUUGAAGCAAAUGGGCAUGGCACAGCACUGUUUAGCGAAGCAGUUGAAACGAAGAUAAAAAGACUAGCACAAGAAUUAGAAGACGAGAAAGGAAAAGCUGCAAAGAUGCUUGCAAGCAUUAUCGACUUGUUCAACCAGGCAGCUGGAGAUGCCAUUUCUGACAUGCUGGUGAUUGAGGCGAUCCUGGCUCUCAAGGGCCUGACUGUGCAGCAGUGGGAUGCCAUUUAUGUUGAUCUUCCUAACAGACAACUCAAAGUUAAGGUUGCCGACAGGAGAGUUAUUAGCACCACUGAUGCUGAAAGACAAGCAGUCACUCCGCCAGGACUCCAAGAAGCAAUCAAUGACCUGGUGAAGAAGUACAAGCUUGCCCGAGCUUUUGUCCGGCCCUCUGGUACAGAAGACAUUGUCCGAGUAUAUGCAGAAGCAGACUCACAAGAAAAUGCCGAUAGACUUGCAGGCGAAGUGAGUUUGGUGGUGUUUCAGCUGGCUGGAGGCAUUGGAGAAAGGCCACAACCAUCUUUCUGAAGAUAAUUUUUAUAUUCUUGAAAAAUGGACUUCUAAAAUGUUUUUAUAAAACUAUUUGCAAUACUGGCAGUACUCUAAUGGAUUUAGAUCUGUUUUUAAAAAAUGCUACCAGAAGAAAUGGUUUAGAAGUUGGUAAAUCUUAGACUUGGUAAUGAAGCUCACCUCUGAUUUUAAUCUGUAAUAACAGUUUGAGUGUCAUUAAUUUUACAGUGUAUGCAGGGUGUUGGGAAAUUAAAUUGUAUUAAUUACUAA
This is a messenger RNA of Alexandromys fortis (reed vole), 2004 nucleotides long. It is a transcript of the gene Pgm3, whose product is annotated as phosphoglucomutase 3. The transcript has 13 exons. Gene Ontology annotation, biological process: UDP-N-acetylglucosamine biosynthetic process; hemopoiesis; carbohydrate metabolic process. NCBI's taxonomy places the organism in Eukaryota, Metazoa, Chordata, Mammalia, Rodentia, Cricetidae. Gene Ontology annotation, molecular function: phosphoacetylglucosamine mutase activity; magnesium ion binding. The record is from RefSeq and is a predicted model, not a curated record. The coding region runs from base 124 to 1752 and encodes 542 amino acids.